Messenger RNA from Paramormyrops kingsleyae, 483 nucleotides. RefSeq names its product olfactory marker protein a (gene ompa). NCBI's taxonomy places the organism in Eukaryota, Metazoa, Chordata, Actinopteri, Osteoglossiformes, Mormyridae. The record is from RefSeq and is a predicted model, not a curated record. Gene Ontology annotation, biological process: sensory perception of smell; signal transduction.
AUGGCCUCGCACCUGGAGCUGCGCUUUGAGGAGGACCCGCAGCUGACGGAGGUGAUGCGUCUGCGGGUGCAGUCACUGCAGCAGCGCGGGCAGAAGCGGCAGGACGGCGAGCGACUCCUGCGGCCCCAGGAAUCUGUGUACCGCCUGGACUUUCCCGAGCAGAAGCUGCGCUUCGCGCGCUGGGGGGUGCGGCUGUUGGCUCCGGGCCGCCUCAGUGUGGUGGGCACCUCGCAGCACUGGACGCCGGACCUGACUCCGCUCAUGACGCGGCAGCUGCUGGAGCCCGUCGGCCUGUUCUGGCGCAGCCCUGGCGAUGCCGACGGCGCCGCGGUGAAGUGCUUUGAGGCCGACACCCAGGAGUUCGGCGAGCGGAUCGCGGAGCUCGCCAAGAUCCGCAGGGUCAUGUUCUUCCUGUUCGGGUUCGAGGACGGCGCCGACCCCACCAACAUCGACUGCUCCAUAACCUUCAAAGUGCUCCAGUAG